Saitoella complicata NRRL Y-17804 is the source of this 808-nucleotide messenger RNA. RefSeq lists its product as uncharacterized. The transcript has a single exon. Lineage: Eukaryota; Fungi; Ascomycota; Saitoellomycetes; Saitoellales; Saitoellaceae. The record is from RefSeq and is a predicted model, not a curated record. The coding region runs from base 6 to 614 and encodes 202 amino acids.
CGCUGAUGCGGCUCGGUAAGUUGAUGCGAGAAAUCCGGGCCUGUUCUCCCACAGACGAAGCCAAGGCACGACAGCUACACGACUCACUCAAACGCUUUUCCUGGGCGCUCCCGGAGGAGUUCAAGAUAAAAGAAGCCAUCAACACUACGUGGGUUCUUGAUCCGGAAUACAUUGCGGAAAAGUCCGACAGGAGGUUGGCGAUGCAGACAGCCGUCCUUGCAUUACUGCGGUGUUCCCUUCAAAUCUCACUGCACGCUCCAUUUCUCCCCCGUCCUGACCCUUCCGAUUUCGAACACACCUGGCAUGAGAAGGAGUAUCUCACCGCGAUUUACGAUACGGUGGAGUUGAUACGGGCCUUGGUCCCGAAAUUUGGAGCUCACGCACAGGUAUCGUGGACGGUGUCGUAUUACACCUUCAAUGCUGCGCUCGCAGUCUUGACAUUCGCCGCAGCCAGGGAUGAUGAGUUAGGGUUCAUGAGCACCAAGAGCGCCAAGUUGAACUGGAUUGUCGACUUCCUCGAGAGUAUACGGGGGACGAGCCCGGUUGCGGAGAAGGGAGUUGAUGUUGUGAGAGAGAGGUGGAAGGCGUUGGUGCAAAAGCACGGACGUUCGUGAUCAAGAUGAAUACUCUGGAAAAGUGCUUUCACAAUCUUGAGCGCAAAAGGAGAGUCGUCUAUCAGUCGACCACAUCGACAAAAUGGGUCUGGGUUGAGCAAACAACAUGAUUUAGAAAACGCCCAAGUCCCGAACCGAAUAAAGCGCGAGUACGCUAUGAUAGCAAUAUAGAAACUCCAGAAUACCUGACCCUU